Messenger RNA from Vespa mandarinia (Asian giant hornet), 4658 nucleotides. RefSeq names its product La-related protein 4B (gene Larp4B). Gene Ontology annotation, biological process: positive regulation of translation. Gene Ontology annotation, molecular function: mRNA 3'-UTR binding. The record is from RefSeq and is a predicted model, not a curated record. Lineage: Eukaryota; Metazoa; Arthropoda; Insecta; Hymenoptera; Vespidae. Gene Ontology annotation, cellular component: cytoplasmic stress granule; cytosol.
UAUCACUUUCGUCGAACUACAUACCAACGACCCAUAAUGCACUGAGCCACGGCAUGUGCCUUUCUGUGUCAGCCAUUUUGUAGUUUCCUUGAGAAAUUGUGUGUUGAGUUGAUUCUUCCUCUCGUUUCCUUUAUCGAGUAAAAUUUUUACUGCAGACAUAUUAAGUAACCAUUCGACCGCAUUAAAUAGAUAAAAAAAAAGUGUAUAUAUGAUGGUACGUGUACAUGAAUGGGGACAUUGGGAAGCUCCCACCAGGGGCGGUUUAUCCGACCACCCCUGAAACUUUGGGUCCAGUUACGGUUGCGAUUGAAAGUAAUGCAUCUAAUAUAGAAUACAGCAUCAUGAAUGGAGCACAAAGUGGAAAUGAAUUAACCCUUGAUGCAGGUGUUAAUCUAUUGGAGCCUUCGUCGCAACAUGCCGUAGGUAUUGCAGGUGCAGUGGGAUAUAAUCGUGUAGAUGUUGCUACAUUAGGUGAUGUGUCAACUCCUCCAACCACGAUGGCAGAUCUGUCUGCUUCUGGCAUACCACUGGAUCAACUCAAACAGAUGCUCUCUUCACAGCUUGAAUAUUAUUUUUCCAGAGAGAAUUUAGCCAAUGAUACAUAUUUAUUAUCGCAAAUGGAUAAUGAUCAAUAUGUACCCAUAUGGACAGUAGCUAAUUUCAAUCAAGUGAAGAAGUUAACAAAAGAUAUAAAGCUUAUAACAGAAGUGUUAAGAGAGUCUCCAAAUGUCCAAGUGGAUGAAGAAGGUCAAAAAGUAAGACCUAAUCAUAAACGGUGUAUUGUCAUUUUGCGUGAAAUACCUGAUAGUACACCAUUGGAAGAAGUUAAGAAUUUAUUCUCUGGUGAAGGAUGUCCAAGGUUUAUUUCUUGUGAGUUUGCUCAUAAUAGCUCUUGGUAUGUAACAUUUGAAUCUGAUGAGGAUGCUCAAAAGGCCUAUAGGUUUUUACGUGAAGAAGUUCGAGAAUUUCAGGGAAAGCCAAUAAUGGCUCGAAUCAAAGCUAAACCAAUGAAUAGGUUACCAAUACCUGUUGUUGCUGGAGUAGGUGGCAUCAAAAAUGGGUAUAGAACUCCACCACCACCACCCGUUUAUGAUCCGAGUAGUUAUACGGCUGGACAACAACGCUUCCUAUAUACAAACGGUACCACUAUGCCACAAACUACUAUGCCACCUUAUGCUAAUCAGGUUCAUGUUUAUCAUCAACCUUUUUAUCCUGCUGGAAUGAUGCCUUGGGGGCCAGCAAGUCCUGCUUAUUUCGAUAUGUCCAGUGUUUUCACAAUGAAUCGAAUUACCCCUCAUAGUACAUUUAAGCCUCAUAAUACAAGAUAUAAUCCAAGACACAGAAAUAAACAAAGAAAUGGUCCUGAAAGAGGUUGUCCAAUGGAUAGUGGAGGUGGAAUGGUACCUAUAGGUCGUACAUCACAUCCUCCAAUAAGCGGAGGACCAGUAUCUUUGGCAACGCCAUCUCCUACUUUUGCAUCCAAUUUACCUACGAUAAAACCCUCUUCUGUUUCCUGUCAGAGCGGCACAAAGUUCCAUUCCUCUCAUGCAGGUUUGUCUACUGCGGAAAUACAAUAUAACAGUAAUCACUCAACAAAAGGGCCACAAGAAAACGAUGUACAGACGUUGGAAUCUGGAGUACAAUAUCCACGUCAUCGUAUACAUCGCCGGACCAAAGAUCAAGAUACUAUUUCCAAGGCUAACAACAAUGCUUUACCGUCGAUCAGGGAGUCCACUGUUAGCAGUAAUAACAACACACAAUACAAUCGAGGGGUACAAUUUGAUUUGGAAGCUUCUGCUUUUCCCCCUCUUCCUGGCCUAGACGCCGACCUUACGAAAAUCCAUAAUACAUCUGUAGAAACUGUUAAUAACGACAGUUCACAGUCACAAAAUAGACUGUCAGAUGUGGUAAAGGGAACAGCAAAACUAAAAAAUAUAAAGGAGAAAGAUUCCGCGACUAAUUAUCAACAGUUGGCAAAUAGCAGUAGGCCGGCGAGUCCUGGAUCAAGCGCUGGUGGACAUAACACUGGUUUAUUAGAGGCUACCACUGGCUCUGGAGGUGCAAAUACACCUGCUGUACCCACAGUCUCAAUCUCCAAUCCUUCUGCUAGCAACACUGACUCCACAGACAUCGCCCUCAGCACCAUCACCCUCACUCCUCCGUCGUCUCCCGAUAAGUAUAGUUCUUUCUUACUGAAAUGCACCGCUGACAGAUCUAUAAAGACUGAUGACUUGAACAUGAUGAAUGGUGUGGAUGAGGCCAUAACUACAAACACAAAUGCAGCAGAAGAGUCUGAUCCAGUGACCAGGUGCGCUUGUAACAUCCCUACUGCCUCACAGAAUUCUCAGUUACAUACUGGAGUUACAUCUGCCUUUCCUUUAGAUGUUACAAAGCCAAGCUAUGCUCAAGUAGCACAACAUUGUCGUGACUUACCUUGUACAAAACAUAAAACAGAUGAAAAAGAUGGAAACAUCUAAACUAUUAAAUACUGCUACAAUGAAUUUCAAUAUUUAGCUAUAUUACCAUUAAUUUGGGUUGAGUGGAUUGAAUGCGCUACUGCUUUCAUCCUAAAGUGGAUGUGGUGGAAAACAAGAAAACUUUUUACAUUGUACAGUGACUUUGCCUACAAUGAAUGUGUAUUGAUUAACUAUGGAUCAUAAACAAAUUAUUUCGAGAGACAGCGAUUACCCUACAUUUAAGAGUUACGUUUACAGGCAGAACAACAUGUUGCAUAGAAGAAUAUUGUUAUUGUUUUGGUUCUGUAAUUUUGGAGGUACACAUUUGUUAGCUUGUAAAAAUAUUAAGCUAAUGUAUUAAUCUUUUAAUUCCUUUCUCUCCUAACUUUUGCCCCCUCCCUAUUCCCCGAAUUGCCUACACACUUUCACAAUACAGGGCCGUAACUGGGAAAUAUUGUCUUAGUGCCAAAAAACUUGCUAUGCAUACUUUUUAAUAGAUACUGACCUUUUUUUUUCUUUCUUCUUCUCUCUCUCUCUCCCCUCUUUUUUUAUUUCUCUUUCUCUUCCUCUCUGCCUCUCUCUCUCUCUCUCUUUAUUUCUCUUUCUCACUCUCUCUCAAUUAGCAACCAUAUCUUGGCAAAAAUAUAAUGUUUUUCAUAUAACGCAAGCAACAGACUGAACCUUUGAUAUAGGUUUCUUAAUCUUAGUUAAUUGUAUGUGUACAUAAUUGAGCGAAAUAUAUUUUCCAGAAUAUUGAUUAUGUAUAUAAAGAGAUAAACAGCCACACACAAUAAUAGACAAUUUUUCAGUUCGUAUUCUUUUUACUCAAAUCUACUUCAUUCAUCUGUUUGUAUAGUUAUUCUGCUUUUAGCUAAUAUUCGCUUAUUUAUCUGCAGCUAUGAUUAAACAUGUAAAUAUUUAAUAUAUGAAGAACAAGAAAAAAAAUUAAAAAUAAAAAUAAAAACAUUAUCGAAGAAUAAGUACUCUAGAAUUUCAAAAAAAAAAAAAAAAAAAAAAAAAAAGAAAAAAAAAAUUAUCGAUUAAAUAAAUUAUUAAACAAGGUAUAUAUAAAGUAAGAAAAAUAAAAAAAAUUUAAUUGUAUUAUGUAGCAUCUUGCAUAGAAAAACUCUGGAGUGCUUUUGGAAGUUUAGCUGAAAUUAAUGAUUUUGUUUAAUGAUAAAUCAAAUUUAUAACAUGGGCAAAUAUAUAUAAUGUGUAUGUGUGGGAGCACUUGUUUUGAUAUUGCUAGAUGUAAAUAAAAUUAAACUUGCAGUCGUUAAUACGUGCAGUAUUUUGAGUUAGAUUAUAAUAUUAAGCUAUUUAGAUAACAUUGUUUGAGAGAACCAUCCACAUUAGAAUGAAGAUUGUAUACGUUGGUGUGUUAUAUUUUCCAUUUCAGAAGUUCGUUUUUAUUUCAAGAUUAGCGAGAGAGUAAUGUUUUCACAUUUUCUGUGAAUACUUAUAUGUAAUGGUACAAAAUCAUUAAAUAAAAUGAUAGUCUCUAAAACAUUAAGGAGGUAGAAAUUUAUAAGAUAAAAUCAAAACAUUUUCUCUGCUGAGACAUGUAUUUGACACAAUAUAUAUUUACGUUAAAAUAUAAAUUAUGAAACAAAUUUUGAAAAUAUAACAUUCCAUGGUGUUCCAAAUACUUUCUAGUCUUUACUAGAGAAGCUUUAAGUGAUUUAUUCCAAUUAUAAUCAGACACAGAUUAAUCUGAAGUUAAUCGUUAUCAAUAUUCUGGAAUAUAUUAUUCUGUUUCUAUUGAUCAAAAGAAACAACUGUUAUAAAAUAUUGGAAUACCUGAUUACGGCACUGACUUUCCUUUUUGAUGACACUGUUACGAGAGAUAACAUACCACGUAGAAUAAUGCUUAUAAGCAAGUAAUAUAAGAAAUAUCAGAAAAUGGUCUUUGAGCACACAUUUAAGUGCCUCAAGUGUUGUGUAUAUUACAGGAGCUUGGCUUUAGAUGUUAUAUGAUUAUAUGUACCUAUACAUUAUAUAGUAAAGAGCGCAUAUGAUAUAUUUGUUACUGAUAUGCGUACAGAAAUUGAAGUAACGGAUGCUGGAACAAAAAAAAACCAAUCUCCUAAAUAAUGAAGAAUUAUCAAUGAGAAUGAAACUGUAUCUUAAGUUUACAAUGCUGCCUUUUUUUUAUAUUUUAAAUGAUUAGGUACAAUAUUUAAUAUACAAAAACAAAAAAAA